AUGAUCCCUACCUUAUUGACCGCAACUUCUGUAUUUAUUAUUGCCUUCAUUGUUGCUCCUCCAGUGGAUAUUGAUGGUAUUCGUGAACCUGAUUCUGGAUCUCUACUUUAUGGAAACAAUAUUAUUUCAGGUGCCAUUAUUCCUACUUCUGCAGCUAUAGGUUUGCAUUUUUGCCCAAUAUGGGAAGCAGCAUCCGUUGAUGAAUGGUUAUACAAUGGUGGUCCUUAUGAACUAAUUGUUCUACACUUCUUACUUGGUGUAGCAUGUUACAUGGGUCAUGAGUGGGAGCUUAAUUUCCGUCUGGGUAUGCGACCUUGGAUUGCUGUUGCAUAUUUAGCUCUUGUUGCAGCUGCGACUGCUAUUUUCUUGAUCUAA
This is a messenger RNA of Lactuca saligna, 375 nucleotides long. The record is from the annotation of a GenBank genome assembly. Lineage: Eukaryota; Viridiplantae; Streptophyta; Magnoliopsida; Asterales; Asteraceae.